AUGUUUAUGCAGAUAACUUUGGAGCAUACGACCAAGCUGCACCCACGAUACUUUAGCAAGGAGCUAACGGGCCAGCUCAUCGCGCAGUUUCAUUUCGAGGUGGAAGGCAGUUGUGCUCCGCGUAUUGGUUGCAUUAUCUGUGUGAAGCAGAUCCUUAGCAUCGGUUCCGGUGUCAUACAACGCCUUGAAGGUUAUGCCAGGCACCGAAUUAGAUAUGAAGCCAUCGUUUAUCGACCCAUACGCGGCGAAGUCAUAGACGUGAAGGUGACGUACAUCACUAGGUUGGGCAUUUUUGCGCAAGCCGGUGUAAUGGCUUGCUUCAUUUCACAAUAUUCCAUACCCUUGCACUAUGAGUUCUGUGGAUCCGCCAUGCCCCCGUGCAUGAAAUCCAAGAGCGAUUCAUCUGGCAUCCUUCCGAAUGACAAACUGCGUGUUAGAAUUCUGGGCACACGCACCAAUACAAAAUCAAUUUUCGCCACGGCUACACUGCUGGAGGACUUUUUGGGUCUUUUACGCAAUUAACGUACCAGGAGCUAUACAUUCAGGUGGCCAUUUUGUAAUAAAACAGCAGCCAACCAUCACUCAGCGAACCAAACAAGCCGCGAACUUCUGACGCACACACACACACACACACACAAACACACACACUUACAACCACAUAGAGGGAAGUGCACUUUAAUUAACUCAAAAAGGCUUCCCAGUCAUCCAACCAGUCAUCAUAUUAUUUACUACCCACAUGCACUGCUGGCAACAACAAAACAAAGCGGACCGCUCCCUCGAUCCACCAUCCCCGCUCCAAUCCACACACCAUUCUCAGCUUCCCAGCAGACAGCGCUAAUUAAUUAUGCGCUAGCUGUUGUUUU
Scaptodrosophila lebanonensis is the source of this 863-nucleotide messenger RNA. RefSeq names its product DNA-directed RNA polymerase II subunit RPB7-like. The transcript is spliced from 5 exons. Lineage: Eukaryota; Metazoa; Arthropoda; Insecta; Diptera; Drosophilidae. The record is from RefSeq and is a predicted model, not a curated record. Gene Ontology annotation, molecular function: single-stranded RNA binding; translation initiation factor binding; single-stranded DNA binding. Bases 1 to 522 code for a protein of 173 amino acids. Gene Ontology annotation, cellular component: P-body; RNA polymerase II, core complex. Gene Ontology annotation, biological process: positive regulation of nuclear-transcribed mRNA poly(A) tail shortening; DNA-templated transcription; positive regulation of translational initiation.